ACACUGCGCCAGCUACAAACGGAGGAACAACACAGCUAACGAUGUGUUUCAGGUCGUAUUUAGCUGCAGACAGAAUGAGAUAAGAUGGAGACUGUAACGGCGGAUUCUUCUGCGACUGAGGAGGACGAAUGUUCGGACUCAGAGGUCUUAUGUUUGAUGAGAGUCGGAAAAAAGACAGACUGGCUCCGGUUGUUCGAAAACACUGAGGUCACCAUUGGACGUGGGAUGGAUGUAACCUACCAGCUGCUGUCUCCAAGUUGUCCUCUGAUGAUCUCCAGACUGCACUGUGCUUUCAAACAAAGGGAAGAUGGCCAGUGGACAGUGACAGAUAAGAAGAGCCUCAACGGCGUGUGGGUGAAUGGAAACCGCAUUCCUGCUGAGGAAGCCCAUCAGCUGAGGCUCGGAGACUCUAUACAGCUUGGGGUUCCUGUAAUUGAAACCAAAGUGGAGUUUGACUACAUUCUCAUCCAGCGGCCCUUCAAAGACAUUAAACUCUACCUGGCGAAGGGACAUGGAGAGGAUGCUAAAGCAGCCCAUGUUCCCAAGAAGCCCAAGAGGAAGUUGACCGUGGAAGAUGUUGAGCCAUCUACCUCAAAGCCAAAACUUUACCGCUGCUCUUCUGCAGACAAGUCGUUUGCAAAGUCCUGCCCUCUGCCACCAGUGAAACGCCAGCAGAGGCUCAGUCACAGCCGGCCAGAGGAAACUGGACCCGGCCGACAAGUUCAGGAAGUACACCAGCCCUCAGAUGGCUCCAGCACUCUGUGUGACAUGGACAACUUGCAGAUGUACAGCCAGAACAUUCUGAUGCUGAGGGAGCAGGUGGACGACACCCAGAGGCGGGUAGCCUCGCUGGGGGGAGAGCCCCAGAAGGCUGACCCGCUGAAAGAGGAGCAGGUCAGGGAGCUGCAGGGUCAGCUGGAGACACUUAGAGCCAAGAUGCAUCGGAUGGAGACGUUAGAGAAAUCCUUCAGUGAAAGUAAGAGGCAGCUCGAGGCACAGAAAACACAGCAACAAGAAGAGCUUUUGAAAAAGCAGUUGGUAGACGCCUUGCAAGAGCAAAAGAAAGUAAUAGAUGAACUUGCCCUCUCUCGGCAAGGCUUUGAAGAGAUUCUCUUGGCCAAAAACAAAGAGCUGGAAGUGACAAAGGAGGAGAAAGAAAAGGCGAGGGCCCAAAAAGAAGAGGUGGUUACACAAGUGACAGAAGUCCUGGAGAAUGAGCUUCAGUGCAUCAUCUGCUCCGAGCUCUUCAUUGAGGCAGUCAUCCUGAACUGUGCUCACAGCUUCUGCUGCCACUGCAUCAAGCAGUGGCGCAAAAAGAAAGACGAGUGUCCCAUCUGCCGACAGCCCAUCCAGUCCCAGACCCGCUGUCUGGCCCUGGACAACUGCAUCAACAGCAUGGUGGAAAACCUGAGUCUGGACAUGAAGGCGAGGCGCCAGACACUCAUCACUGAGAGGAAAGCAGCUGACUCCGCUCAGGUGAUGGUGAUCCAUGACGACGACAGCAGCAGGAGCAGCGACAGCGACGGCAGCGUGGUGUCCGUGGACAGCAGCCUCAGCUCUGUGGUCUCUGUGGACACCGACAGUAGCAUCAACUUGGACUCCAGUCCGCCCUACAGCGGCUACUCUGAGGAAAGUUUCGAUGAUCUUGAGGAUUAGCCCUUCUCUCUCGUGGGCUGUAAUAUGAGUUGGACUUUUUGGCGUUUAUAAGAUGGCAUGUAAAGGUCUCAUGAGAUGAAUUCAGCAAAGGCUUAUGUUUUUUUUUGUUUUGUAAAUGUUCAGUUGUCUCAUUGUCUUUAUUUUCAUCAAAAGGAAUAAAGUUUCUUCCUAUGCAUUUUC
This is a messenger RNA of Chelmon rostratus (copperband butterflyfish), 1836 nucleotides long. RefSeq names its product ring finger protein 8, E3 ubiquitin protein ligase (gene rnf8). Gene Ontology annotation, biological process: double-strand break repair; ubiquitin-dependent protein catabolic process; protein K48-linked ubiquitination. NCBI's taxonomy places the organism in Eukaryota, Metazoa, Chordata, Actinopteri, Chaetodontiformes, Chaetodontidae. Gene Ontology annotation, molecular function: histone binding; ubiquitin protein ligase activity. Gene Ontology annotation, cellular component: cytosol; ubiquitin ligase complex; nucleus. The coding region runs from base 85 to 1656 and encodes 523 amino acids. The transcript is spliced from 9 exons. The record is from RefSeq and is a predicted model, not a curated record.